Molecule: messenger RNA, 3588 nt
Organism: Eruca vesicaria subsp. sativa (arugula)
Lineage: Eukaryota; Viridiplantae; Streptophyta; Magnoliopsida; Brassicales; Brassicaceae
Source: the annotation of a GenBank genome assembly
ACUCUCUCUCCUCACACACAUACUCACACACACACACACUCUCUCUUUCUUCUUCCCUAUUCCAAUUUCCAGAAAAUCUAGGGUUUCGAGUUUCAAUCCCUAAAUCUCAGCAUCACUGUCUCUCUCUCUCAGAUAAUGAAUCUCUAGUGUUUACAUCCCCCGUUCACAUUCCCCCCCCCGGGCUAAAUGAGUCCUCUCUGCUUCAUCUCUCUACUCCUCUUCCUCUUCCUCGGUGCCAACGCCGUGACCGAGCCUGAGCUCCGAUCUCUACUCGAGUUCCGCAAAGGCAUCCGCGACGAAGCCUCAAACCAACGCAUCUCAUGGUCCGCCACAAGCAGCCUCACAGACCCCACAACUUGCCCCGAGAACUGGCACGGCGUCUCCUGCGACGCGGAAACCGGUUCGAUCGUCGCGAUUAAUCUAGACCGGCUCGGUUUAUCCGGAGAGCUUAAAUUCAGCACGCUAACCGGUCUGACCUCUCUCCGUAACCUCACUCUCUCCGGAAACAACUUCUCGGGUCGGGUCGUGCCUUCCCUCGGAGGCAUCUCGUCUCUCCAACGGUUGGAUCUGUCGGAUAACGGAUUCUACGGACCGAUUCCGGGUCGGAUCUCGGAUCUAUGGAACUUGAAUUACUUGAACCUGUCGGUUAACAAGUUCGUUGGCGGGUUCCCUGGCGGGUUUCGUAACCUCCAGCAGUUGAGGUCGUUGGAUUUGCGCGGGAACGAGAUUUGGGGAGACGUUGGUGAGAUUUUCGCGGAGUUGAAGAACGUUGAGUUCGUUGACUUGAGCUCUAACCGUUUCCACGGCGGUUUGGAUUUAUCAGUUGAUAACCUCACGAGCAUCUCCAACACUCUCCGUCACUUGAAUCUGAGCCACAACGCUUUAAACGGUGCGUUUUUCACCGCUGAUGCGAUUGGUUCGUUUAAGAAUCUCGAGGUUGUUGAUUUGGAGAAUAAUCAGAUCAAUGGCGAGCUGCCGCGUUUCGGAUCACAGCCUGGUUUGAAGAUUCUGAGGCUUGCGCGUAAUGAAUUGUUUGGUACUGUGCCUGGAGAGUUGUUGCAGAGUUCGAUUCCGUUGCGAGAGCUUGAUCUUAGUCAAAACGGUUUUACAGGAUCAAUUAGUGAAAUCAAUUCAACGACUUUAACUUUGUUGAAUCUUUCUUCCAACGGCUUGUCUGGUGAUCUUCCAUCGAGUUUUAAAAGUUGUUUAGUGAUAGAUUUGAGUGGGAACACUUUCUCUGGUGACGUGUCCGUUGUUAAAAACUGGGAAGCUACUCCUGAUGUUAUUGAUUUGAGCUCAAACAGCUUGUCUGGAACAUUACCGAACUUCACUUCCGCGUUUUCGAGGUUAAGUGUGUUGAGGAUCAGUAACAACUCUGUUUCUGGUAGCUUGCCUUCUCUGUGGGAGGAGUCAGGAGCUUCUCAGUUCUCUGUGAUUGAUCUGAGCUCAAAUAAGUUCAGCGGCGAUAUUCCACAAAGCUUCUUCACUUUUGCAAGCUUGAGAAGUUUGAAUCUUUCUAUGAAUAACUUGGAAGGGUCAAUUCCUUUUCGUGGCUCACGUGCUAGUGAGCUUAUGGCUUUAACUUCUGAUCCUCAGAUGGAGUUGCUUGAUCUCUCGACUAAUUCUUUGACCGGUGCGUUACCCGGAGAUAUAGGUACAAUGGAAAAGAUUAGAGUGUUGAAUCUUGCUAAUAAUAAGUUGUCUGGGGAGCUUCCAAGCGAACUCAACAAGCUUAGUGGCCUUGAGUUUCUUGACUUGUCAAACAAUGACUUUAACGGUCAGAUUCCUGACAAGCUUCCUUCUCAAAUGGGGAGAUUCAAUGUGUCUUACAACGACUUAUCAGGGAUCAUUCCAGAGAACCUUAGAAGCUACCCACGUUCAUCGUUUUAUCCUGGUAACUCCAAGCUAAGUCUCCCAGGUGGGACUCCAUUGGGUUCUAAUGGUGAACUAGCUGUGCAUGAGAAAGCAGCACAUCAUCAUCAUUCGAGGCUUAGCAUAAAGAUAGCUAUCAUUAUUGCUUCAGUAGGAGCAGCUAUUAUGGUACUUUUUGUUUUGUUUGUCUACCAUCGAACUCAGCUCAAGGACUUUCAUGGCAAGAGUGGGUUUAUUGACCAAGCUGCCAAAUCUGGACGCUCUUCUCGUCCUUCCUUUCUCAACUUCACCUCAAACGCUGAACACCAGUCAUCAUCUUUGAGCUUCUCAAACGACCACUUGCUAACAGCUAAUUCACGGUCGUUAUCUGGCAUCCCUGGGUCUGAACCUGAAAUAACUGAGCAGGCAACUUCAGCCACUACAGUCCCUAACCUCAUUGAUGAUUAUCCUCCCACAUCUGAGCGGAAGUCUUCUUCAGGAGGCUCGCCUUUGUCCUCACCUCGUUUUAGCGACCAGCCUGUGAUGUUAGAUGUUUACUCACCCGAUCGUCUGGCUGGAGAACUCUUCUUUUUAGAUGUCUCAUUAAAGCUAACAGCAGAAGAGUUAUCACGAGCUCCUGCGGAAGUUUUAGGUAGAAGCAGCCAUGGGACACUAUACAAAGCGACUCUGGAUAACGGGCAUAUGUUGACCGUGAAAUGGUUGAGAGUUGGACUCGUGAGGCAUAAGAAAGAUUUUGCGAAAGAAGCUAAAAAAAUCGGAUCGUUAAAACAUCCAAACAUUGUUCCAUUGAGAGCUUACUAUUGGGGUCCUAGGGAACAAGAAAGGCUUCUUCUGUCUGAUUACUUGGGAGGAGAAAGCUUGGCCAUGCAUCUAUAUGAGACUACUCCUCGGAGGUAUUCUCCAAUGUCUUUCAUCCAAAGACUAAAAGUUGCGGUUGAAGUGGCGCAGUGUCUUCUUUACCUUCAUGAUAGAGCAAUGCCACACGGGAACUUAAAGCCAACAAACAUAAUCCUCACGAGUCCUGAGAACACAGUGCGAAUAACCGAUUACUGUAUUCACCGUCUGAUGAGUUCAUCUGGUGUAGCAGAACAGAUACUAAACAUGAGCGCACUCGGUUACUCAGCUCCUGAACUUGCAUCAGCUUCUAAACCAGUUCCAACGCUAAAAUCAGAUGUUUAUGCGUUUGGAGUGAUUCUUAUGGAGCUUUUGACUAGACGGAGCGCAGGUGACAUAAUCUCAGGUCAAUCAGGAGCCGUUGAUCUUACGGAUUGGGUGAGGCUGUGUGAUCAAGAAGGUAGGAGAAUGGAUUGCAUAGACAGAGAUAUUGCAGGUGGGGAAGAAUUCUCAAAGGCAAUGGAGGAUGCACUUGCUAUUGCAAUCAGGUGCAUUGCCUCUGUAAAUGAAAGGCCUAACAUCAGACAAGUUCUUGAUCUUCUUAGCUCUAUUUCUUCUUGAGAUUUGUUUUGUUCUUUUGUAUAUCUCCGUGGAGUUUCUUCUCUUCAUCCAUCAUCCCAUUUUUUUUCUUCUGGUUUUAUGUUUCUUUAGUAGUUUGAUCAGAUGAUUCAGAUCCUCAGGUGUUUGUUACAUUUUUAUAUUUUGUUGAUUAUUUUUCCCUUCCUUUGUAAAGGUAGAAGAAAAACUAAUCCCAUUGAUUCUGACAGAACAAAGUUUGAGUUUGGUUAAUGAUUUUUUUUUUAUAAUUUAAAUCAAAUUUUC